Erpetoichthys calabaricus (reedfish) is the source of this 7927-nucleotide messenger RNA. RefSeq names its product ephrin type-B receptor 2. The record is from RefSeq and is a predicted model, not a curated record. Gene Ontology annotation, biological process: central nervous system projection neuron axonogenesis; cell surface receptor protein tyrosine kinase signaling pathway; axon guidance. The transcript is spliced from 16 exons. Lineage: Eukaryota; Metazoa; Chordata; Cladistia; Polypteriformes; Polypteridae. The coding region runs from base 116 to 3070 and encodes 984 amino acids. Gene Ontology annotation, cellular component: neuron projection; plasma membrane. Gene Ontology annotation, molecular function: transmembrane-ephrin receptor activity; ATP binding; protein binding.
UAAAGGAUUGUGUGUUUGCAGCUCAGCUACCGCUUUCAAUGGCUUUUCGGACGUAUUAUCAUUGAAUGCCUGGGCUUUUGAAUAUAUUUUUUCUGCUGAGAAAUCCAUCGCAAUAAUGGAUAUCUUGUGGAUUUUUUGGAUAGUACCGACGGUAUGGGCAGUGGAAGAAAUGCUGAUGGAUUCUACAACAGCAACGGCAGAGCUGGGUUGGACAGUGUACCCUUCAUCUGGGUGGGAAGAAGUGAGUGGAUAUGAUGAGAACAUGAACACCAUUAGAACCUAUCAGGUGUGUAAUGUUUUUGAAAGCAACCAGAAUAACUGGGUGCGGACCAAAUACAUCAGGCGGCGAGGGGCCCAGCGCAUUCACGUGGAAAUGAAGUUCUCUGUGCGAGACUGCAGCAGCAUUCCCAAUGUGCCGGGCUCAUGCAAAGAGACUUUUAAUCUUUACUACUAUGAAUCAGACUCGGACACAGCUAACAAAGUCUUUCCAGCCUGGAUGGAGAACCCCUGGAUCAAAGUGGACACCAUUGCAGCCGAUGAGAGCUUUUCCCAGGUGGAUCUCGGGGGCAGAGUCAUGAAGAUCAACACUGAGGUGCGUAGCUUUGGACCAGUGUCACGCUACGGCUUCUAUCUGGCCUUCCAGGACUAUGGAGGGUGUAUGUCUCUGAUUGCUGUGCGAGUGUUUUACCGUAAGUGCCCCCGAGUCAUCCAGAAUGGGGCCAUCUUUCAUGAGACUCUCUCUGGAGCUGAGAGUACCUCCUUGGUGGCUGCUCGUGGUGUUUGUGUGCCAAACGCUGAGGAAGUGGAUGUGCCAAUUAAGUUGUACUGCAAUGGAGACGGGGAAUGGAUGGUACCCAUUGGGCGCUGUAUUUGCAAGGCUGGGCAUGAGUCUGUAGAAAAUGGAACAGUGUGUAGAGCCUGCCCAUCAGGGUCAUUCAAGCCCACCCAAGGAGAUGAGUCGUGUGUCCACUGUCCAAUCAAUAGCCGGACCACAUCAGAGGGAGCCACAAAUUGUGUGUGCCGCAAUGGGUACUAUCGGACCGAUUCUGACCCACUCGACAUGCCAUGCACAACAAUCCCUUCAGCACCUCAAAAUGUCAUCUCCAGCGUGAACGAGACCUCACUGAUGUUGGAAUGGUCUCCACCUAAGGAAGCAGGAGGACGUGAAGAUGUGGUCUACAAUAUCAUCUGUAAAAGCUGUGGAGCUGGGCGAGGGGCAUGCACCCGCUGUGGAGACAACGUGCAGUUUGUACCACGGCAACUGGGCCUCACCGAGCCUCGCGUCUACAUCAGUGACCUGCUGGCACACACCCAGUACACCUUUGAAAUCCAGGCCGUCAAUGGAGUAUCGGACCAGAGCCCCUACUCGCCACAGUUUAAUGCUGUCAACAUUACCACCAAUCAGGCCGCUCCUUCAGCAGUGUCCAUCAUACACCAGGUGAGCCACUCUGUGGACAGCAUCACUUUGUCAUGGUCUCAGCCCGACCAACCCAAUGGAGUCAUUCUAGACUACGAGCUCCAGUAUUAUGAGAAGGCCCAGAGUGAGUACAACUCAUCUACAGUCAGGAGCCAGACCAACACAGCAGUCAUUCGAGGACUGAAGCCUGGCAGUAUCUAUGUGUUCCAAGUUCGAGCACGUACAGUAGCUGGCUUUGGGCGCUAUAGUGGCAAAAUGUACUUCCAGACUAUGACUGAAGCUGAAUACAAGACCAGUCUACAGGAGAAGCUUCCACUCUUCAUUGGCUCGGCAGCCGCAGGUCUCAUCUUCCUUGCUGCCAUUGUGGUCAUCAUCAUUGUCUGCAACCGGAGGAGGGGCUUUGAGAGGGCGGACUCUGAGUACACAGAUAAACUCCAGCACUACACCAGUGGCCACAUGACUCCAGGAAUGAAGAUCUACAUUGAUCCGUUUACAUAUGAGGACCCCAAUGAAGCAGUGCGAGAGUUUGCCAAGGAAAUUGAAAUCUCAUGUGUGAAGAUUGAGCAGGUCAUUGGUGCAGGCGAAUUUGGGGAAGUGUGCAGUGGCCACCUCAAGCUACCCGGAAAGAGAGAGAUGUUCGUGGCCAUAAAAACCCUCAAGUCAGGCUACACAGAGAAGCAGCGAAGGGACUUCCUUAGCGAGGCCAGCAUUAUGGGCCAGUUUGACCAUCCCAAUGUCAUCCACCUGGAAGGUGUGGUGACCAAGAGCAGCCCUGUCAUGAUCAUUACAGAGUACAUGGAAAACGGAUCAUUGGACUCCUUCCUACGGCAGAAUGAUGGACAGUUUACUGUGAUCCAGCUGGUGGGCAUGCUGCGAGGCAUUGCAGCUGGGAUGAAGUACCUAGCAGACAUGAAUUACGUCCAUCGUGAUUUGGCAGCUCGUAAUAUCCUCGUCAACAGCAAUCUGGUGUGCAAAGUAUCUGAUUUUGGGCUGUCCCGCUUCCUGGAGGAUGACACCUCAGACCCCACGUACACAAGUGCUCUGGGAGGAAAGAUUCCAAUUCGAUGGACGGCACCUGAAGCAAUUCAGUACCGAAAGUUCACCUCAGCCAGUGAUGUCUGGAGUUACGGCAUUGUUAUGUGGGAGGUGAUGUCUUACGGAGAGAGACCAUACUGGGACAUGACAAAUCAGGAUGUCAUCAAUGCAAUUGAACAAGAUUACAGACUGCCCCCACCUAUGGACUGUCCAAGCGCCCUUCAUCAGCUUAUGCUGGACUGCUGGCAGAAAGAUCGCAAUAACCGGCCCAAGUUUAGCCAGAUAGUCAACACGUUGGAUAAAAUGAUCCGCAAUCCCAAUAGUCUGAAGGCCACCACACCGCUGUCAUCAGGGGUGCACCUUCCUCUGUUGGACCGUAGUGUUCCUGACUUUUCCAGUUUCAACACUGUGGAAGAGUGGCUUGAUGCCAUUAAGAUGGGACAGUACAAGGAGAACUUUGCCAGUGCGGAGUUUACUAGCUUCGAUGUUGUGUCACAGAUGACUAUGGAGGACAUUCUCCGGAUUGGAGUAACGCUAGCAGGGCAUCAGAAGAAGAUCCUCAACAGUGUGCAGAUGAUGCGAGCUCAAAUGAACCAAAUCCAGUCUGUGGAGGUUUGAUGCCUGGGGUGGGGAAGGUUAGGAGCUGAACUCCUAAACUCAAGUCUUCCUGUGUGAGGCUUCUCCGUCUCCCCUUCAACCUUCCCACCUUCCCACAUUUUUGAGAUUAUCACUGAGCGCCCCUCAAGAAAACAUAUCUUCAGCUACCAGCACAGACCAUCGGGAAGCUCCAGAACUUUGUGAGAUCAUAGAACCUCCGUGGAAUCAGGGGAUGGGGGGGUGGGCUAAGAAGUGUUUUUUUUAACAAAAGUAAUUUUUAAAUGUUAAGAAACACGAGCAGAUAUAUAUGCAUAUAUUUAUAUAUACAUAUAUAUACAUAUAUACGCGUGUACAUAUGUAUAUAUAUGUGUAUGUAUGUAUAUAUAUGUGUGUGUAUAUAUAUAUAUAUAUAUAUAUAUAAAUAAAAGAAACUGAACUGAAGAAGGCUACCCUUUAAAAGGGCUACAAUAAAAAACACAUAAGUAAAUAAAUAAAUAGAAACUGAAGAAGAUGCCACUGCAGCCAGUUUGUUCAAAUGUAAUUUUAUCUCAACCCUCUACGAUGGACUUCUUGAUGCCAACGAGUAAAAACUGAAUCCACUGGGCUUGCUCAGAAUUUUGGGUUCAGACUAUUAGUGCAUUGGCUUGAAAGAGACUACAUGGAGAUUUCUGUCCAUGCAAUGGAACUGAAGCUAUUUUACACAUAUGGAUGUGAACUGUCAAAGAACGCUCACCUGGUGGUGGGGGAUAUUUUCUAUAACUUCCUCCCACCUCCCCUGCAUCAGAACAGAGAAUUGCCCUGCUUGUGUUGCUCUUUGCUUCAUCAUCUUUUCUGAAGGCCUGUGUUUUAACAUUUUAUUUUCUGAACUUACCUAAACCUGCCAAAUGAAUCUCCUUGGUUAUGCACAGCCAGUGAUGUUGCCCUCCUGUACCUAUUAACGUGCACUCUGCGCUGUGUGAGGUCAUUGUGACUCACAAACUACAGCAGUGUCAUAAGGGAGCAGCAGAUUAAGACACAUGGGAGUGGACUUGUCAUGGGAAGGUGGGGAGGGCUGCUAUAGUUAAAUCUGUAUUUUAUACAUUUUUGUUGCUUUCCAAAUGCCUUGCUGGUACAGCAGAGAUGUCAUCCAUGUCCUUUCUCACCUUUCUUAAUCCACCUCAACAAAGUGCUGAAAACACAAGUGUGCAGAAAGACUCUGCUCCCAUAGUGUUUACAUACAGACACUGUGAGGGUAGCCAUAUGGCCCUUGUUUAGUCGCACGAAUGGAUUUAACUGUGGUGGUGCUUAUGUGGAGGCUUCACUUUCUCCCUUUUCAUUUUGUGCCGGGUUUGGAAUGGCUUCACUGGGAGUUUGCUUUCUUGACACUUUAAAAAAAAAAAAAAAAAAAAAAAGUGCUGAUGUUGGGAUGGGGCAGUAGGGUGGGGGUGGGGGAUAUGUUUUUGGUUUGGAAUUUUUUAAGAUGUUUUAUACUGAAGUAUUAGAAUUUUAAUACCACAUGCAGUUACCGAAUUGUUAAUACUGACUGAAUUAGCCUAGCAGACCAAUUUUUUCUUUUAUGUUUUCAGGCUGGCCAUGUUUUUCACAAUAACUUUUUAUAUGCUAUACUUAGAAUGACAUGUUAUGGGGGGGGGGGGUGCAAAAAUUUUAUGCACCAUUCUGUACAAGAGAGUGAAUUAGGGAAUGAGUAUGUGAAAGGCAAUCAAGCUUAGCAAAGUUGUCUAGACAUUCUCUACAUAAUACACUUGCUGUGGUAACUCUCGAUGGGUAUGGAAAUUUCAAGACUUGGUAGGGAGGGGUCCGUCUUCAUUCUUAGAAUGGCGGCCAAGCUUCCUCUAGUGGAAAUCAGAAAAAAUAAGUGUCUUGACAAUCUCCAGUUCAUUACGGUUCUCUCCCUGCUAAGAUCAAAGUAGGCUCUCAGCAGCAUUUCAGCCCUCCACGUUGGUGGAUAGUCCUCGUCAGUGUAGAACGCAGGAAGGCUGCGUAGUUUCCUGAAAGGGAAAGAUUCCUGUAUUAUGACAGGAGCACAAUCAGUCUUUAGCGCCUUCCAUAGCAAGCACCUCCCAAAGAGUUUUACAGCUCGAGUUAAAAAAGUAUAUUUUGUGUGUAUUUUUUUUAAUGCAGGAGGAUUACACAAAUUGCUCAGGGUCAUACAGGGUGCCAUCGGUGGGAUUUGAAUAAAGAGGAGUGAGGUUUAAAUUCCAGCUUCUUAACCACUACACAAUUUUCUCUGUAUAUUUUUCUACAUUGCCUAUACUCUCUUUGUUCAAAAAAGCCAGCCAACAUGCAAUAAUUAGGAGUCCUACCUCCACACCCUGCUCACCCAAAAGCUGCAAUAAUACAUGUUUUUGCUCAAGUUAUUUUGUAAUUUCUAAAAUUAUGCUUAGGUGUCAUGCCAAAGGGAGCACAUGCUCUCCAGCAGCAACACUGCUAGACACAAGCGAUCAGCAUGUACUUGUUACAAGCAGUUUUCCCAGUUGACAAAAUUUGAUAUCCAUUAUAUAUGCAAAUCACACUGCUAACUAUAAUAAAUUAACUGUAAACAAGGUCAAGUUUCACACGACUGUCUGAUCACCUGAUAUACAAGAUUGUCAUCAGCAAGCACCAGUUUUCACCCAAUAAUUAUGAUUUGAAUGAGCACAAUGCAGUGAGAAAGACGAGCGUCACCAUAGCUUGAUGAAACAGCAUUGUUUGUACAAAAAGAAGCUGCAGAGCUACAGCUGGAUGCUCAGGUUCAUGUUUAAAUAUAAAAAAAGCACAAGAAACAAGCAAGGAAGAGAGCCGCUAACCAGGGCCGUUCUACCAGAUGUGACAGAUGUAGUAAUGGGUACAAUUAGGUUGCAUGGCAUACCGGUAUUGAGUAAGUACCAAAAAAUCCAGUUUUUAAAAUUAUACAGGACGAGCAUUUUAAUUCUGGUACCAAAAGUAAAAGGUAGUUUUCAAGCACCUUGUGCUCAGUUGUUUAUUACUGUGAAUAUCGUGUUACUUCCAAGGGAAAACCCCAUGACCCCCUGGCUCUUGGAUGUAAUAUACAUAUUACAUCAAUUUCAAUUCACCAAUAUGUAAGCUUUUUGAAUGUUUAUAUAAACAUGCAUGAAACUCUAAGGGGGCAUAAUCACUCCUUGUAAUGAUUUGCAGAGUGCGGGAUAACAGGGAGGUGUGUAAAAGUAUGACGGAGCACAGUGGAUAGGGGAACAAAGUAGCAGUGAGAAGAUGGAGGAGAGGGAGAUACCCGUUAUUUGCUUUGGUAUUAUUUUGGUGCCAUUACUGAGGUCUGAAAGCUGGUAUUAAUACCAAAGAUCCAAAACUAGGUUCAAUACUCAGCACAUUGAUGAUAUUAAGACCCCACAUAACCCAGUUACCUCACAUUACUAGUACAAAUCAUCUUUGUAAAAGUGCUUCCAGAAGAACUUAAAUGCAAGGUUUAAUUUUUGAGGGUGAAGUAAUGAUAAAUGGGAUUUUCCCAGAUAUCAGAAGAGGGAUACUGCAUUCUUCUUGUAUUUAGUCUACCAAACGCAUAAGUACUGGAGCAGAACACUCCAUCACACUCUUCCCCUUAAUGCUGCACCGAUUUUCAUACUUUUAAACAAAAGAAACAAUCAAAAUGGUACUUUUGAUAUUAGUGGUAGAGGAACCAUUUAAGGUAGAACAGAAGAAACUGGUCAAGUGCAGCGAGGUUCAAUACACUAAACAGACAAAUACUUGACGAUCCAAACAAAAAGGCAAAUUGAACCUGAAGUCAGUAUGGAGUCAAAACAAAAACCUAGAAACACAAGAAUACACACAAGAAUUCACGAAGUGAUGCCCCUCUUACUAAAUUUUCUCUGUUAAAGAUGACCAUACACCUGCUGAGUCCAUGCCCCCCUAGCAGUCAAAUGACAUCACAGCAACCUAUCCCACAAAGGUAGCAUGUCAUGAUGACAAAAACAAAUAGCUAAAGAAAUGUGAAAGGGAAAAAAUGAACAGGAUCAAAAAGAAAAGAACAAAAUUCUGUUUUAAUUGAAUCAUGACAGACAUUUACAUCCUAAUACAAACAAAGCAAGAACUUGUAUAUAUGACGAAAUGCUUGUUAAUAAUCUUCAGGGUUCUCUGCACAGACAGAAGUAUUUGGAUAUGUCGUUGUAUUUUUCCAUAAACAUUUCUCAAUGCUAAACAGGCCAGUUAAGUUCUUUUACAACUACAUUUUCAUUGCUUUGUGCCUCUCAGCCAUGGGAGAACCGGGCGACUACAAAAGCAUUCCUCGCUACAGAGAUCAGAUGUGGCAAAGAGCCAAUUAGCCGAGUCUGGUGUGAAAAAGGUGAAAGUGUGGUGUUUUGCAUGGAUCAGCUAAUUGGGCUUGAAUUGUGCACUCUGAGAAAUGCAGAUUUUUGUUUUUAAUGACUCUGCUGUUUAAAGAAUCCGUUUAUCGGUCCAGCACUUGCAUCUAAAGAUAAAGGGAGCUCAGACAGAAUUGCUUUAUUGCACAAAGCAGCAGCAGCAGUAACUAAUUAAGAACAUGGCUGUGAUUUUUUGCUACUUGAGCACCAACUUCGAGCAAAAUGCAGUGUAUAUCACAAUGAUGGAAAAUAUUUUCGACUCUCUGAUCAUGGGGCAAAUUAAAAGGCAGAUAUUGUAUUCAUUUUCACACUCAUUUAGACAGAAAACAAGACAGUUUUCGUGAGUGCACAUUUUCUACUACAGAGUUGAAUGCCAGUUCACCACAGAACACAGGUCAUACACCAAUAUGCCCUAAUACUGGGACAAUGUAGACUUGCUAGCUAACGCUGAGGUGUGGCAGGAAAACAAAGAAGUUCCAAAAAUGCCCAGGCCAGGGGUCAAACCCAUGUAAAAAUGGCUACUGGAGACCGAUUUAUCCAGUUUUUUUUUUUUUUUUUUGGUUUU